AUGUCAGGGGAGUUACCUAAAAUAGUAAACAAGAGUUUGUUUAUUACUUAUGUUGAGAAGAAGAAUGCUGAAGAGGAGGCUUUGAAAAUAAAAAAUAGAAUUGAUCAAAUAAGAUAAGAACGAGAAAAAAUACUUAAGAAAAUCUAAUUAGAAGAUCAAAAGGCAGAACAAAUCUACAAACACAGAUUAGACUUAUAGAUUAAAGUAUGAGUUUUAUAAUUAUUUCUUAUUUUAGAAAUAAGAGAAAAUAAGAUAAAAAGUUGAAGCUCCAACGCCCUUCUCUUUGAGUGUUUCAAGAGCAUAAAGAGAGACAUUAAAAAAAAUAAAGUCUGAGAUGCUUUUUAGAAAAAAAACUGAAGUUAAAGAAUUUAGAGAUUGGCAUAAACAUGAUCUCUAAGAAACAAGAUUUUAGAGAAGUAUGGAUCAUGAGACCUUUAGGAAUAAGGUUAUAAAAGGUAAAUUGGAAGAAAAGCAAGCUAACUAAAAUACAUUAAGUAAAUUGAAAGAUAGAAGAGAUAAGAUACGAUAUGAAGUAGAAAUAGAAAAAGAUAAAAUUGUAAAAGAAAAAAUUGAUUAUGAUUAAAAAAUAAGAGAUUUAGAAUAACUUGAAUAGCUCGAACUAUCAAAUUUGCAGUUAACAAUUCAGAGAUAAAAUUAAACAAAAGAAAAGGUCAAUUUAGCUCAAAGUCUUCCUCCGAAAGAAUUUGAGGCUAAAUUUGUAAAUGGAUAAGCAAAAAAUUAACAAUAUCAAGAAAGUUCAUGA
Molecule: messenger RNA, 763 nt
Organism: Paramecium sonneborni
Lineage: Eukaryota; Ciliophora; Oligohymenophorea; Peniculida; Parameciidae
Source: the annotation of a GenBank genome assembly